Messenger RNA from Ectocarpus siliculosus, 1165 nucleotides. NCBI's taxonomy places the organism in Eukaryota, Phaeophyceae, Ectocarpales, Ectocarpaceae. The record is from the annotation of a GenBank genome assembly.
AGGCAGCUACCCCUCGGAUGUAGUGCUUUCACCGUGCAGACCCACACAAGAUGAAUGCAUUAAGUGCACAUGUGCUGGUCUUCUUGCUCUGUUGUGUGUCAGCCACUGCAGCCUCGACGUAUCUAAUUGAGGAGCGUGCACAAGUCUGUUUUUUCCGCUAUGUGGAGGAGGAGACGAAGCUCCAAGCAAAGGUGUUCGUUUUCAAGGGAGGGAACCUCGACAUUGGGUUUUCGGUGCGCGGGCCAUCUCAGCUCGAUGAUCGCGGGAAUGUAGUACACGGCAGAACGAAGUUAAAGCUUCGGAAAUCAGCAAAGAUAACAUCGGAAAACAUUCUUGAGGAUAAUGACGACUCGGCAGAACUAUUCUCAGGAUACGAUUAUAAGUUCGAUGCUGAGAAGGGAGAGUACGAGAUAUGCUUGUCCAACGAUAAGUCUUACGCGCAAGAGGCCAAGCACGUCAUGCUGGACAUUUCGGAGGUGGUUGAAGACGGCGCCACGAAGAAACACGCGAAAGACGACACCACGGAUUUGCAGGACGCCGGCGGAAGUCCGAAGAACAAGGAGGACCUGGCCAUCAUCACGAAAGAAAUGGACGGGUUGAGUAAGGUUUUCGAGGAAAUCAAGAGCUUCCAGGAGCUAGAACGCAUGCAGCUCACGCAACGGAAGACGGCUGCCGAAGACAACAAUGCGAGCAUGGUACAAAGCUCGGUGCUGGAAACUAUCGUGCUCCUGCUCGUUGGGAUUGGCCAGAUAAUUUUUGUGAGGAAGUGGUUCUCGGGGAAAGGGACCCUCCUCAAGCAGUGGGCGUAACAAGCGUAGUUCGCCAAAUAGAGUAGUGGAAUCAACAGUAUGGUCGAACGGGUUAUGUAUGUAUAUAUCUCAAUCCCCGCAAGGCGAUACUCGACGCGAAGGGGGGAGCAAGAUUGGAAUAUGUGCCGUUGGAUGUUCGAAGUAGUUUACAGAGCAACGGACAAAAUUCGAGGCGUUGUGUGUCCUCCGAAGUUCAGUUGAAUCAAUGCAGUUGGUGGCGAGGUCUGCCAAAAGUGAACGUAUCUUUUUGUUUGAAUGACAUGUUUGAGAUAGCUUGAGAAGUGGCGCUAUUUGGGGUGUAUGUGUGCGACCUCGGCACUGCGAGUUUUGUGCAUCGCGUAAUCACCACUCCAUCG